This is a messenger RNA of Trichechus manatus latirostris (Florida manatee), 3621 nucleotides long. It is a transcript of the gene SRSF1, whose product is annotated as serine and arginine rich splicing factor 1. NCBI's taxonomy places the organism in Eukaryota, Metazoa, Chordata, Mammalia, Sirenia, Trichechidae. The coding region runs from base 214 to 804 and encodes 196 amino acids. Gene Ontology annotation, cellular component: nucleus; cytoplasm. The record is from RefSeq and is a predicted model, not a curated record. Gene Ontology annotation, molecular function: mRNA binding. The transcript has 6 exons.
GCACGUGCGCGUGCGUAUUGAGAUCAAAUAGCUGCUUCCUCCCGCUUCUCUUUCUCCCUCCCCCAUAUCCGUGCGCCGAGCAGAUAAAGGCGCCAUUUUGGAGGGGCCGCGGGAGACGUGGUGUCGCUGCGGGCUCGCUCUGAGGUGCGCUAAGCUUGGUGGGAAGGCCUGUUCUCGAGUCCGCGCUUUUCGUCGCCGCUCUUCGUCGCCGCCAUGUCAGGAGGUGGUGUGAUUCGUGGCCCGGCAGGGAACAACGAUUGCCGCAUCUACGUGGGUAACUUACCUCCAGACAUCCGAACCAAGGACAUUGAGGACGUGUUCUACAAAUACGGCGCUAUCCGCGACAUCGAUCUCAAGAAUCGUCGCGGGGGACCGCCUUUCGCCUUCGUUGAGUUCGAGGACCCGCGAGACGCGGAAGAUGCGGUGUACGGUCGCGAUGGCUAUGAUUACGAUGGAUACCGUCUGCGGGUGGAGUUUCCUCGCAGCGGCCGUGGCACUGGCCGAGGCGGCGGCGGGGGUGGAGGCGGCGGAGCUCCCCGAGGCCGCUAUGGCCCACCAUCCAGGCGGUCUGAAAACAGAGUGGUUGUCUCUGGACUGCCUCCAAGUGGAAGCUGGCAAGAUUUGAAGGAUCACAUGCGUGAAGCAGGUGAUGUAUGUUAUGCUGAUGUUUACCGAGAUGGCACUGGUGUCGUGGAGUUUGUACGGAAAGAAGAUAUGACCUAUGCAGUUCGAAAACUGGAUAACACUAAGUUUAGAUCUCAUGAGACAUAUCUGAAGAGAUGGAUUAAGAAUGCUUUGGAUUAAGGAUUGUGGAGCACAUUUCAAUCAUUUUAGGAUUGUCAAAAGGAGGAUUGAGGAGGAUCAGAUCAAUAAUGGAGGCAAUGGUUUGGAUUGGAGAGGGCUCACUGGAUCCCAAUCCUUGGAGCUGGAUCAUUGGAUUCAAAUCAUAAUGUGGAUAGGAUAGGGAGGAUGAAUUACAAGGAUUCAUGGAGCGGGAUCAGAUUACCAGGAACAUAGGAGUGGAUUCCUGCCCCAACCAAACCGCAUUCGUGUGGAUUUUUUUUUUUUUUUUUUUUUUAUUCAACUUAAUUGGCUAUUCCAAAGAUUUUUCUUUUUUCCUAUUUUUGACGAUUGGAGCCCUUAAGAUGCACGAUGGAAUUGUGUUUUGCAAUUUUUGGUAAAAGGAGCAAAGCGAGGACCUGGAGAUAUACGCUGGAGCAAUCUCCUUGGAAGGAUUCAGCACGAGUAGAUGAAUAUUUUAGGGAGCCUAUAAUUAGUUAUUUUCUAACCAAGGAGAAAUUUAAGUCUCUUUUAAGAAGCAAUUAUUUUUCAUAACAUCAGAUUGAAUAAACCCAUCUUGCUGUUCAGUCCACAUCCUUCUGGAAACAAAAGGUAAGACUCAUUUUCUGAUUCCUAAUUGUUUGGGAUCUGAAUUUUAUUUUUAAAGCUAAGUUUAAUAUUUUAAAAAUACUGUUUGGAAUGUAAACAGAUUCCCCUCAUUUAAAAUGUUUUUUCCCAAAAUUUUAUAUUUAAAUUUUAAGUGGUCAUAUAGCCACAUAGCAUAGUGCUUGGCUUCAAUAUGAUUUUAGAGUCAGUUUUGAGAGUUGUCGGUUGAACAUGUCUUGGUCAUUGGGACUGGUGAUGUUUUCAGGUUGAAUCCAAGGUGAAUGUUUCUAUGUGUGCCUUUUUGCUUUGUGUAUGAAAUUUGUAAUGAAGUAAGUUGUGUGUGUAUAUUUAUCAAAUAGUAUUAAAAGGGGAGACAUUUUUUAAUUCAACUAAAGUACUGUUGUAGCACAACUGCCCUGUGGUUUAACCUGUUUCCAUUAUAGUAGUACAAAGAGUAUCAACACAGGAAAUGAUUCACAAUCUCUUAUCCACAAUUCUGAAAUCCAGCAAAUGAAAGCAAAGAUUUAUUGUUGUUGAAUUAAUUUUGUGUAAAACCUGAGCAGAAUCGGCAUCCCCAUUUUGCAUUUAACUGUGACUAGCUAUUAUGCUGCAGAAAUACGUGUUUCAUUACACUGCUGCUGCAGACAUUGCUGAGGCUGUUACAUAACAGGGUGUAUAAAGUGCAAACAACUCUGAAUUUCAAAUACAUCUGCCCUCAAGUGUUCGGAUAAGGGAUUGUAGAAUUGUACUGGAAUACCCAGGGCUUAUGCUUCUGUAUGUAAUCUUGGGUGUAUGUGUAAAAACAGACCUGUUACUGUGGAUCGUUUAUUGAGAUUUAAGUUCCUCAUCUUUUUAGGCUCAAGCAGUCACAGGACAAAAAGGUAUGACCCACAUUUUUUAUUUUGUUGGUCUAGUGGAUUCACAAUAAAUGUACUCCAUUGAAGGAAAUAUUCAGCCAUCCUAAAAUAGACAAUGAAAUACUCUGUAUUCAUUUCAGUACUUUCUUUGCAGGAACAUUGACCAAUCUGAUCUUAGAGAAAAAACUGGGAUUGGCAUAAAGUAAAGAGGGAUUAUAAGGAAACAUCUCUACAUAACUUGCUAUAAAUAUAGGCCCAAGAAGUUACAGUAUACUUAAAGUAGCAUCUGUUCCUGUGAUUCAGAACUUUGAAUGCAUCUUGCUAGCUUUGAAAGCUGUGCCUGACAAUUCUGAAAGUGGUUAUGAGUUUGUAGGGGUUGAGGGGAAGAACUUCUUACUACAAAAAUCCCUUGGUGCUUCUCUAGUACACAGAAAAUAAUUUCAGUUAAUUAGGCUUGUCAUACAGAAGUUAAUUUAGGCAGAAAUAAUCUCAUAAUUUUGACAGUAUUUUAAUAGGUGUUAGGCCAGGUUACUGAGGAGAGAAAAAGGCAAACAUAACUUUUCAUAAGGGUAUCAUGUAGGUAGAUAAGCAAAACACAGAUGAAAACACUUCAGCAGAUCCUGGAUGUUUUGUUUUCUAAUCUCUUAAAAAGUGUAAAGGAGGUACACCCAAGCAUCAGGUUAAAAAAGUAACUCCUGCCACCAUUACAGCUUUAGAAGUCUUAAAACACUUAAGACAAAGUGGAGAUUGUUUCUGUUCCUAUCAACAAGAAGAUAGUGGAAAUUGAGAGUUUUUCUAGGAUACUAUAUUACAGGAGAAAAAAACCCCACUGCCAUUGAGUUGAUUCAGAUUUAUAGUGACCCUGAAAUUUUUAAAACAAUUUGUAAGAUUGCCAAAUGUCUAAUGAAAUUUUUUUACAAUGUUGAUAGUUUACUAUCCUAGUGGAGUAAAUGCUAGGGAAAUCACUUAACCACUAGAGGGAGCUAUAUGAUACAAAAGCAACCAGAAAGUCAUUCCUGUUAAUCCAUAGAGGAGGGUGGAGACCAGCUACCUUAAUCCUUUAUGCCAGCUGCAGAGUGAGAUGAUUUUGAUGGUUUACUUCCUGUAACUUUGCCUCUAACUUCCCAUCUGUUGGGCAAAAUCUUCCCCUUUUAAGCUUCUGUUCCAAUGAGGUUUCAAAUAGAGCUUAUCAUGGGUACUCAACAUUUAUAAAUCAGAAAAAUAUGUCUAGGUUCUGGGACUUUGGAGAAAAUGCUGAAGAUGUGAAUCUGCUUGUUUUUCUGCUUACCUUGUACAUCUCCAGGUAUGGAUAGUAAGGCCAGGAGUGAGAAUUGGGUACAGGAAUAGGUGUGGUACAAAAAAAAAAAAAACCCUAGGC